Messenger RNA from Melanotaenia boesemani (Boeseman's rainbowfish), 3626 nucleotides. RefSeq names its product NLR family CARD domain-containing protein 3-like. The record is from RefSeq and is a predicted model, not a curated record. Lineage: Eukaryota; Metazoa; Chordata; Actinopteri; Atheriniformes; Melanotaeniidae. The coding region runs from base 194 to 3016 and encodes 940 amino acids. The transcript has 10 exons. Gene Ontology annotation, molecular function: protein binding.
GGAGAAAUUACUCUGUUUAGAAUUGACAGAGCAGAAGGAUGAAAGCUGACAUCUAAUCCAGAGCAGCCUGAAGGCCCAAUGAGUGAUUGUGUGGAGGAAGAGAGGGACCGAGAGUCUCCAGUGUCCAGCUGUGUGUCCAUGAGGAGUGACCAUUCCAAAAAAAAACCCUCUGCUCUUCAGUAAUGAACCUGGAAUGAAAAUAGGUCAGAACCACAGAGAGUCUGAAGAGCCUGAUGGUCUGUCCAUGAGGAGCGACUGUUCCAAAGAGCAACCUUUAGUCUUCAGUAAUGAAUGUGGAUCCUCAAACACAAAAAAGAUGAAGAGGAGUGGUGUCUAUGAGACAGAGCAGCUGUCCUGCUGUCCUUUGUGUCAGGACAUCCUGAAGGAUCCAGUCUCUUCCAGCUGUGGACACUGGUUCUGCAGAUGCUGCAUCAGCUCAUACUGGGACCAGUCUGCUUCAUCAGGAGGCUCCUCCUGUCCCCAGUGUGGGAAAAGACCCAGAAUCACUGCUGCAGACGCUGGUCUGCAGGAGGUUUUAGAUAAACAUAAAAUCAGUCUGAGGAGGAGAUGUGAACAUGUGACUGAAGGAACUGAUGGAACAGGAAGUAGAACCCUCCUCAACAGGAUCUACACUGAGCUCUUCAUCACAGAGGGACAGAGUGAAGAGGUUAAUACCCAACAUGAGGUGUGGCAGCUGGAGACCGCUUCCAAGAUGUACACCCUCCAUGACAUUCCAAUCAGGUGCCACGAUAUCUUUAAAGCCUUACCUGACCAACAUGGACCAAUCAGAGUGGUUCUGACCAACGGCGUCGCUGGUGUUGGAAAAACCUUCUCAGUGCAGAAGUUCACUCUGGACUGGGCAGAGGGCUUGGAGAACCAAGAUGUUGGUGUGGUGGUUCUGCUUUCAUUCAGGGAGCUGAACUUGAUCAGAGAUGAUCAGUACAGUCUUCUCCAGCUGCUCCAUGUUUUCCAUCCAACAUUACAGAAGAUCCCAGCAGAGCAGCUGGCUGUCUGGAAACUUCUCUUCAUCUUUGAUGGUCUGGAUGAAAGCAGACUUUCUCUGGACUUCAACAACACUGAGGUUGUUUCUGAUGUCACACAGAAGUCUUCAGUCAACGUGCUGCUGACAAACCUCAUCAAGGGGAAUCUGCUGCCCUCGGCUCUCAUCUGGAUCACUUCCAGACCUGCAGCAGCCAAUCAGAUCCCUCCUACAUGUGUUGACAGGGUAACAGAAGUACGAGGCUUCACUGAUGUCCAGAAGGAGGAGUACUUCAGGAGGAGAUUCAGUGAUGAAGAGAUGUCCAGCAGAAUCAUCUCCCACAUGAAGACAUCCAGGAGCCUCCACAUCAUGUGUGGAAUCCCAGUCUUCUGCUGGAUCACUGCUACAGUUCUGGAGCACAUGUUGACCACAGAGCAGAGAGGAGAGCUGCCCAAGACCAUGACGGACAUGUACUCACACUUCCUGAUGGUCCAGACAAAGAGGAAGAAGAACAAGUACCAUGAGGGACAUGAGACGAGUCCACAGGAGCUGAUGGAGGCUGACAGAGACGUUCUUCUGAAGCUAGGGAGGCUGGCGUUUGAACAUCUGGAGAAAGGAAACAUCAUGUUCUACCAAGAAGACCUGGAGCAGUGUGGUCUGGAUGUCACAGAGGCCUCGGUGUUCUCAGGAGUUUGUACUGAGAUCUUCAGAAGAGAGUGUGUGAUCUUCCAGAAACCAGUUUACUGCUUCGUUCAUCUGAGUGUUCAGGAGUUUCUGGCUGCAGUCUACAUGAUGGACUGUUACAUCAACAGGAGCACAGAAAUACUAAAGGCUUUUCUGGGAGAAAAAUAUAGUAACUCAUCUCUUGAUGACUUCUUGAAAACAGCUGUGAUAAAAUCCCUCUACAGUAAAAAUGGCCACCUAGACUUGUUUGUUCGCUUUCUUCAUGGCCUCUCUGUGGAAUCCAACCAGAGACUCUUAGUAGGGCUGAUAAAUCAGAGAGAGUACAAAUCCGAAAUCAUCCAGAGAAUCAUCAACAACCUGAAGUACAUGAAUAAUGAUGAAAUCUCUCCUGACAGAAGCAUCAACAUCUUCCACUGUCUGAUGGAGAUGAACGACCUCGCAGUUUAUCAGGAGAUCCAAGAGUUCAUGAAGUCAGAGAACAGAUCCAAAAAGAAACUUUCAGAGAUCCACUGCUCAGCUCUGGCCUACAUGCUGCAGAUAUCAGAGGAGGUCCUGGAUGAGUUGGACUUGAAACAGUACAACACUACAGCAGGGGGACGAAUGAGGCUGCUUCCAGCUGUGAGGAACUGCAGAAAGGCUCUACUUGGUGAUUGUCGACUCUCAGAGACUCACUGUGAAGUUGUGGCCACAGCUCUGAAGUCCAGCCCCUCCCAUCUGACCGAGUUGGACCUGAGCAAGAACUAUGACUUGCAAGAUUCUGGAGUAAAGCUCCUCUCUGCUGGACUGGAGAGUGCAAACUGUAAACUAGAGACGCUGAGAUUGGAGACCUGCAGUUUGUCAAAUAUUGCCUGUGGAUUACUGGUCUCAGCUCUGAAGUCCAACCCCUCCCAUCUGACAGAACUGGACCUGAGUGACAACUGCAAGCUGCAGGAUUCAGGGCUGAAGCUCCUCUGUGAAUUUCUGAAGAGUCCACUCUGUAUCCUGAAGACUCUAAGGUUAAAGGACUGCAGCUUGUCAGAGGUUGGCUGCGCUUCUCUGGUUUCAGCACUGAAGUCCAACCCCGGCCAUCUGAGACAUCUGGAGCUGAGCUACAACAACCUGCAGGAUUCAGGAGUAAACCAGCUGUGUGGUUUCCUGGAGAGUCCAUCAUGCAGACUGGAGACUCUGAGGUUAUGCUGGUGCGGUUUGUCAGAGAACAGCUGUGUUUUUCUGGUGUCAGCUCUGAAGUACAACCCGUUCCAUCUCACAGAACUGGACCUGAAUGAGAACAACCUGCAGGAUUCAGAUCUGAAGCAGCUGUUGGAUCUGGUGGACAGUCCACACUGUAGACUGAAAACUCUGAGAUGGAAGUAAUGCUGUUUGUAAAUCAGACAGUGAGCAGGUCAGUGUGUGCUGAGAGAUGAUGAGCUGGGUCCUGGUGACCCACAGAGAAUGAAGCAGCAACAGGAUGAGAUGCUGGAAUAACAGCUGAAAGGAAUAUGACGAUUUACUAUGUCUCUAGUGAGUUUGCAUUGAGAUGUUUCAUAUUUUCACAUAUUUCAUGUAGGUGUCUAUUAAUGGUCUUUAAUUUUUGCUUUUGGAAGUAAAAAGUAAAAACAUGUUUUUGAUCAGUCAUAAGUCAAUUUUACACGUGAACUGGAAUCAUGAUCUGUACCAAAAAAUGCUCUGGAGCAGCGACAUAGGAACAUAAAUGUCUGUACUAUUUACUGUGGACUUUCCUGGAUUAUCCAUCUGCAAAAUUUAGGGAAAAGUAACUUUUUAGGAUAAAUAGAAUUGCAUGCUUCACUCAUGUAUCUGUACUCAUCACUAAUGGAAAUACUAUAUUAAAAUAAUUUGCUUAACUAACGAGCACACAAUGUCUCUGUAGGAUAAGCAUUAACUGCUUUCAGUUCAACUCUCCUCUAAAGCAAAUGUUAAGAGAGUGAUGUUUGUAAUUUGGCAGUUAAUAAAACCAUUUGUUGAA